Anguilla rostrata (American eel) is the source of this 795-nucleotide messenger RNA. RefSeq names its product guanine nucleotide-binding protein G(I)/G(S)/G(O) subunit gamma-2-like. The record is from RefSeq and is a predicted model, not a curated record. Gene Ontology annotation, cellular component: heterotrimeric G-protein complex. The transcript is spliced from 3 exons. Gene Ontology annotation, molecular function: G-protein beta-subunit binding. Bases 205 to 582 code for a protein of 125 amino acids. Gene Ontology annotation, biological process: G protein-coupled receptor signaling pathway. Lineage: Eukaryota; Metazoa; Chordata; Actinopteri; Anguilliformes; Anguillidae.
UUCGACGCUGGAGUUUGAUAUGGAGCGCAAUUUGACACUCAUUAGUUCAUUUUAGCUGGCCAGAAAUGUAAAUGCUGUUUCUUGAAGAUUGAAUGCUGUGCAGAAAACCCAGAAGAUUUUUUACAAACUAAUGAACCGAGGUCACUUGUCAAUUUGGCUAGCUGUACUUGAUAUUUUGCUCAGGCUUGGUUUUAAUUCUUGAAUAUGACCAAUCCACGCGAACUAGUUGAUGAAUAUGUAUUGUGUCCCAUGCAACGCAUAAGAAAUGACCGCCAAAAUAACAGCCUCUCUAAAUUGCGCUUAAUUGUGAUUACCAUGUAUUUGCAGUGGACUGAGAAGCUCGAGCAUGACGCCACCAUGAAUGACAGCGUGUCCAACUGUACUGCCAGUAUCGCACAGGCGAGGAAGACUGUGGAGCAACUCAAAAUGGAAACCUUUGUUGAAAGGAUAAAGGUGUCUAAAGCGGCGGCCGAUCUGAUAGCAUACUGCCAGGCUCAUAUAGAAGAUGAUCCUCUCAUCCUGCCUCUGCCCAUCUCUGAAAAUCCCUUCUGCCAGAAAAGGCUCUUCUGCACCAUCCUUUGAGGGCUGUGGCCCCCCUUCACUGCUGGAACCCAUGACACCUGACUCCCACAUUGUAGGGGUGGGGCCAUGACCCUGGCAUCCCGACCAGCCUGAAGCAUUAUGGGUAACACACCCAAGUUAUGAACAGGUGGUGCACAUGCCAUUUUGGUCCAUUAUGGUUUUGUAUUUUAUUUAGCCUUCGGUAUUGAGGAAUAAAGUUGUUCUCUUGUUUGA